AUGUUCUUAAAAUAUGAUUUAAAAAAAAUAUUUAUUAAAUCAAAAGUUAUAAAGAAAUGGAGGAGUUAUUGUAGUACCAGUUUAUUAAAUUAUAAACAAGAAGAACUUCAUAAAUAUUCAUGCAUUGUCCCUUAUAAAAGUGAUGAUACAUUAACACUUGAAUCUAUAUAUGAUAAAAAAUAUAAUCACGUUUUUAGUGAUAACAACAUUGAAGUUGAAUCAAACUUAUUUUAUUUAUAUAAAUUACUUAUAAAUAGUCGUACAAUUGAACAAAUUAGACUUGAAAUACAUAACUCGUAUUGUGCUUAUGAAAAUAAUUUUAUAAAUAAUAUUAAAAAUAUUAAUUGGUCUACUUAUAUUCCAUUUAGUAGUAUUUUCGUUACACCUCAAAUAAAUAUACGAAGCAUAAAGUCUCGUUUAUAUCACACAUGUAUGUUAAAAAAUAUUAUUUUAAGUGUUAUUAAAAGACAACAACAGUUAUACAUUGAAAAAAAUGGUGAUCAAAAUAUUUUUUUAAAAAAAAAAAAAAUUGACCCUUCUAAAUUAGAACCAUUAAAAAUAAAUAUAUUAUUUAAAUACAACGAAUGCAAAAUAAAUAUAAAUGUAAGUAAUGAUAUGAAUAAGCGCAUUUAUAUAGCAUAUAAAAAUCAAGAUUCUUUAAAAAGUACAAUUGUUGCAUCAGCUAGCUUUAAAAUAAAUUUCUUUAAAUAUAUGAAUUCUUCAAAAAAAUUAUAUAUAAUUGAUCCAUUCUGUGGUGAUGGAACACUUUUACUAGAAAUUCUCAGUAUUUUAUUAUGCAUUCCAAAUGGAUCACCAAGUAUUACUUAUCCUAUUUUAACUUUUCCUUUACAUUCGCCUUCAACAUUUUUUAACGUAUUAAAUGAGAUAAAUAUUUGUCCACACAAAGAUAUUAAUCAAGUAUAUUUAUUAGGAGGUGACGAAAAUAAAGACAAUAUAUAUAAAGCAAAUCAGAAUUUAAAAAAAUUUUUGGAUACUAUGCCACUAAGUAUUAAUGAAGAAUAUAAUGAUAAUAAUCACAUAUAUAAUAACGAUAAAUCACCACCUAUUUCAAAUGAUAAUGAAGAAAAUUCAAAUAAUAAUAAUAAAAAAUGUGAUAAAUUAAAUAAUAAUGAAUAUAAAAGUAUUAAAAAGGGAGAUAAUUUUUACUCUGAUUUUAAUAUUCUUAACACAUUCCAUUUAAGAGAAAUAUUUCAAGACCAAAAAAAAAUAAAUUUAUGUAACAAUAAUUUUUCUUGGAAAAAUAUAAAGUUUUGUUCUUUAAAUUUCCUAAAAUUAAAUAACAUAAUCGAAAAUUGUAUCAUAAUUACAAAUAUAGUAAAUAUGGAAAAAAAAAAAAUAAAAAAAUUUGAAAAGCUAAUUUUAAGAUCAGAAAUUUUAAAUACAUAUGUUUUUGCUCAAGAAAAAUAUAAAGAAAAAACUCAAUUAAAAUUUAAACUUAUUUUACGUUUUGUUUCUGAUGGACGAAAUAUAAUUUUUCUACAACUCUUUAACAAAACAAAAAAAAAAAUUUAUGAUGAUUUUGAAGAAUACUGA
This is a messenger RNA of Plasmodium relictum, 1554 nucleotides long. RefSeq names its product conserved Plasmodium protein, unknown function. The transcript has a single exon. NCBI's taxonomy places the organism in Eukaryota, Apicomplexa, Aconoidasida, Haemosporida, Plasmodiidae. The coding region runs from base 1 to 1554 and encodes 517 amino acids. The record is from RefSeq and is a predicted model, not a curated record.